Molecule: messenger RNA, 408 nt
Organism: Parnassius apollo (apollo)
Lineage: Eukaryota; Metazoa; Arthropoda; Insecta; Lepidoptera; Papilionidae
Source: the annotation of a GenBank genome assembly
AUGGUUGUCGGACAAUUAAGUAACCCAAGUGAGUCAGAAGAUGAUGUCUCAUCUAUUGCACCACCUGAAUAUGAUUUUUGGAAACAUCAUAAGGAGUUAGCACAUGGACACAAGAAGAAAAAGAAAUCUCAUCAGGGAGAUGAAGUUUCUCUUUAUUUAUCAAAUCCAGUAGUUUCUCAUAAAAGCAACCCAUUUGCAGAAUGGGAUGACAUGAAAUUUGUUUUUCCUUGUCUGUACAAGUAUGCACAGCAAUAUUUAAUAGUUGUGGCAACGUCAGUUCCUAGCGAGUGCCUUUUUUCCAAAGCCGGUACUACAAUGUCUCACACAAGGAACAGAAUGUCUCCGAAAUACCUGAAACAGGUACUAUUUUUGGGCAAUCUAGAUUUAGAUUUAGAGUUUUUUGUUUAA